ACACCCCUAAAUUCUGGCAGGGAUCUCGUGACCUGUUUAGUGCUCUUUCUCUCCUGUUUCCCCAGCGUUUUUCCAGGACGCACGACAAGAUAUGGCCUCCAUAUUCGCCGAAGCGACGCGUAAAGCGGCCAGCGCUCGGUUCAAGCAGCCGCAGCUGGACGCAGAGGGUCAAAGGAUCGAGGUGGACAUCAGGGAGGACGAAGAGCAGAGUGUCAAGCUGCGAGAGAGUAUCGAUCUUCUGCUGGCUGCCGGUUACUUCAGAGCCAGAAUCAAGGGCCUGUCUCCGUUCGACAAGAUAGUGGGAGGCAUGACGUGGUGCAUUCAGGCCAGCGCCUUCGACGUGGACGUUGACCUUCUCUUUCAGGAGAACUCCACCAUUGGACAGAAGAUAGCCCUGACGGAGAAGAUAGUGGCGGUGCUGCCGCGAAUGAAGUGUCCCCACAGACUGGAGCCCCACCAGAUCCAGGGUCUGGACUUCAUCCACAUCUACCCCGUCAUCCAGUGGCUGGUGAAGCUCGCCAUUGCCACGAAGGAGGAGAUGGGAGACUACAUUCGGGCCUUCUCUGAGGCCCAGUUCUCAAGAGACCACCUAACCCCUGAGGACAGGGAUUUCGAGGCAAGGAAAGAGAAGGCAAUACUGUCGGUUGACAGUGUGAAGGAGACCUAUAAACCCCAGAGAAGGUACAAGAAGCCGGACAUGUCUUUUGUCAGAGUUGAUGAGGAGACACAAGUCCACACUACUCUACUGGAAUAUGGCAGGAGAUACGGACUGGGUCGUACCAUCAAGACUGACAAGGAGGAAGACAAGGACUCUCGGAAGAAGGCCGUAGCAGCCAGUCUAGGGGGUGUGGCCACUGCCGAUGGGACAGACGAGAGAGCAGAUGAAGAGAAGAGGAUUAGGGCCCUGAUGAAGGGAAUGGCUGAGACUGAGAAGGACGAGUCGUUUGUGUCCAAGGCGGCGGUGGGCUCAUUGUUGGGCUCCAGUCAGCACAGAUACAGCAGAUGGCGUCAGAGUACGAGGAAAAGAGAGCGGACCUGGAGGCGGGGAAGAAGCCAGACAAGGUGAUGGGAGCUCAGGCACACAAGAGGACAGUGGCUGCCCUCCAGAAACAGAUAGCGGUGCAGGAGAAGAAGAUGGAGGAGGCUCAAGUGGUACACGAUGAGCUGCAGGGACAGUACACAGCAGCCCAGACCAAACUGGAGGAGGUGGAGGUGUACAGUAGGAAGAUUGCUGAGGAGAUGGAGAAACUGAACGAACUGGAGACCGACGAAAACAGAGAGGUUCUGGAGCAGCUGCGUUCCCUGGUGGCCAUGAACGAGAGUCUCAAACGGCAGGAGGCUCAGUUCAAGGCCCACUGCCGGGAGGAGAAGACGCGACUGGAGGGGGAGAUCGAGCGGCUGCAGAUCUCGGUCGGCCAUGGCUCCACUGAGGACCAGGAGAGGACCGCCAACAUCAUGAGGCACUACGAGGCCGACAAAGAGAGAAUGCAGAAAAUUAGGGCUCUUUUGGCUCGUAAGAACAGAGAGAUAGCUCAGCUCCAGAGGAAGAUUGACGAAGUUCCUUCACGAAUAGAGAUGGCCCAGUACCAGCGGAGAUUCAUUGAGCUCUACAACCAAGUUGCUUCGACUCUGACUGAGACCAAACAGUUCUACACACUCUACAACACUCUGGAGGACCAGAAGGAGUUCAUGGAGAAAGAGGUAACCCCUGUCUAUUCCCACACCAAUUACUUCUCUCUCUUCUCUCUGUCAGGUGGAGAUUCUUAACAAUAUUCACGAGAAGUUUGAACUGUAAGUUAACCGCCAACUGAUUCCUCCUUUGUUUAUAGUUUUCUUGCCCCACUUCUCUACUUAUUUUUUGACUGCCCCUCUGUUGCCACACACAGUGGUAUGAGUACUGAGAAGAACAAGGAGCUGUUUCUACGUCAAGUCCAGGAGAUUCUGAAUGGAGUCAAGCAAGAUAGAGAGAGGUUGGAGAAGAGGAGAGGGGAGGAGAAGAUGGAGAAGGACAGGCUGAACGGAAUUUACCUGGAGCUGGUUGAGAAGCAGAGAGCCUACUACAAGACAGUCCGCGACUUCCAAGAGGAGUGUCGUAGGAACGAAAUUCUAGUGUCCAAGCUGAAAGCCAAGGCCUCUCGAUAGGGAAUAGACUUUCUACCAGUUGUGUUUCCCAAUUCCAUCAUUAUUUUGUGAAAAAGUUCAAAGUUCAAAGUUCAUUUAGCACUGCCCGUUAGGGAUGGCACAAACAACGAACAAAAAUAAUCACACAUAACUUUCAGUCUGGAUAAUCUCUCAAGGUGAAAGAUAGAGCCCCCGCUCUGACU
Messenger RNA from Geodia barretti, 2324 nucleotides. NCBI's taxonomy places the organism in Eukaryota, Metazoa, Porifera, Demospongiae, Tetractinellida, Geodiidae. The record is from the annotation of a GenBank genome assembly.